Molecule: messenger RNA, 1866 nt
Organism: Cajanus cajan (pigeon pea)
Lineage: Eukaryota; Viridiplantae; Streptophyta; Magnoliopsida; Fabales; Fabaceae
Source: RefSeq, a predicted model, not a curated record
GAUCAUCAACGACUUAAAAAAAAUAAAACGUCAUACGUGUGACGCAUGGCCAACAAUAUUGGUCUUCUCGAUUUAUUUAUAUACCAUGCACCAAACCCAUGUUAUUAGCCACAUUUUACUUAAUUACGUAAUGGCUUUGCCACUUAAGCAACCUCAUUUUGUGCUAGUUCCACUUCUGGCUCAAGGCCACAUGAUCCCCAUGAUAGACAUGGCAAGGAUUUUGGCAGAGAGAGGGGUUAUUAUCACAUUGGUAAGUACCCCUCACAAUGCCUCAAGAUUUGAGCAAACAAUCAUUAGAGCAGCAAAAGCAGGGCUUCCAAUUCAACUCCUACAAAUCCCAUUUCCAUGCCAAAAAGUGGGACUUCCAUUAGGCUGCGAUAACCUUGAUACUUUACCAUCUAGAACCCUACUUAGAAACUUCUAUAUUGCCCUUGACAUGAUGCAUGAACCUUUGGAACAAUAUCUCCAAAACCAUCCUUCUCCACCAAGUUGCAUUAUAUCAGACAAAUGCCUCUCUUGGACUUCUAUAACAGCCAAGAAGUUCAACAUUCCAAGGCUUGUCUUUCAUGGCAUGUCUUGUUUUUCAUUACUUAGCUCCCAUAAUAUCAAGCUCCACAAUUCUCAUCUUUCAUGCUCUUCUGACUCAGAACCUUUUCUCAUACCAGGAUUGCAUCAAAGGAUUGAGAUAACCAAAGCACAACUCCCUGGAGCUUUUUUUCCUCUGCCUGAUUUGGAUGAUUUUAGACACAAAAUUUUAGAGGCUGAAAUGUCAGCUUCUGGGGUUGUGGUAAAUAGCUUUGAAGAAUUGGAGCAAGGGUGUGCUAAAGAGUAUGAGAAGGCCUUGAACAAGAGAGUUUGGUGCAUUGGUCCUGUGUCCUUAUCCAACAAGGAUAGUUUGGACAAGUUUGAGAGAGGAAACAAGCCUUCGAUUGAAAAGAAGCAAUGCUUGGAUUGGCUAACCUCAAUGGAAACAAGAUCAGUUAUUUAUGUUUGCCUUGGAAGCUUAUGUAGGCUUGUUACAUCUCAAAUGAUAGAACUUGGGUUGGGUUUAGAAGCAUCAAAUCAACCAUUUAUUUGGGUGGUCAAAACUGCAGGACAAAAAUUCUCAAAGCUAAAUAAUUGGUUAGAGAAUGAAAAUUUUGAUGAAAGGAUAAGAGGUAGAGGACUUGUCAUAAAGGGAUGGGCCCCGCAAACUUUAAUAUUGUCUCACCCUGCAGUUGGAGGAUUCUUGACCCACUGCGGCUGGAAUUCAACUAUAGAAGGUGUGUGCUCCGGGUUGCCAAUGAUAACAUGGCCUUUAUUUGCUGAGCAAUUCUUAAAUGAAAAAUUUAUUGUGCAAGUUUUGAAGAUUGGAGUUGGAAUAGGUGUUGAGGCUCCAGUAAGGUGGGGUGAUGAAGAGAAAGUUGGUGCAAUGGUGAAGAAAAGGAGAAUCAUGGAAGCUAUAGAGAUGUGCAUGACGGGAGGUGAAGAGGGCGAAAAAAGGAGGAAUAGAGCAAUAGAGCUUGGAAAGAUGGCAAGAAAGGCCAUAGUGGAGGAAGGUUCAUCUCACUUCAACAUUUCAUGCUUAAUUGAAGAUAUUAUGAAGCAUUAACUAAUAUAUUAAAUAUGUGUUGUUACAGCUGGUGAUUAAUUAUUUAGCGAUCUUUGUUUUUCCUUGUGUCAUUUUCUCAUGGAUAACUUAUAAUAAAUAAAAUAAAAUAAACUUUUGGGUGCUAAGAAAAGUAAGAGACUACAAUAUUUUUUAUGAUAAAAUAUAUGGUUGUGGUUGACCGUUUACAUACAUGUAAGUAACUGAUAUAUUGUAUACUUUUGGUCUUUCAUUUGAUCUGUUAUGAAGGCUUAUUAUUAUCAAUUAAUGUACUUUUC